Myripristis murdjan (pinecone soldierfish) is the source of this 5686-nucleotide messenger RNA. Its product is annotated as multidrug resistance-associated protein 5. Gene Ontology annotation, cellular component: membrane. Bases 259 to 4467 code for a protein of 1402 amino acids. Lineage: Eukaryota; Metazoa; Chordata; Actinopteri; Holocentriformes; Holocentridae. Gene Ontology annotation, molecular function: ABC-type transporter activity; ATP hydrolysis activity; ATP binding. The transcript has 29 exons. Gene Ontology annotation, biological process: transmembrane transport. The record is from RefSeq and is a predicted model, not a curated record.
CUGAGCCUCUAAGAGAAGCACGUACUGUACACACGUGAGACGCCAACUUUACCAUGUUGUCCGCACGUGUUUUCGGCUGAGGACACCGCAGCAGUGUCCGCCGGCCUUGCGGGGAACUGCUCCGGGUUUCAUGGCAAAACUUGAGAGUGCGGUGUCUCAUGCGUGUCUGCUGUUUGUUCCUCAUAAACACAAGAGCUAAAGAGCCGCGCCGCUAAGGUGAGCCCAGCAGAGCAGGCGGCGACUUCCAUCAGGGCAACCAUGUUCCCUGAUGCCCUGGAAGCAGCUGGCAGGAUGGAGGGCCUGUCGCUGUCCUCGCCGCAGCCAGACCUGCCAGAGCCAGAGGAAGAGGAAGCAGAGGUGGAGAAAGGCCCGAAGAGGAGAGGCCGCUACCGCCAUAGCCUGCAGCUUCUAAAGCCCUUCAGGAUAACACACAAGCACCAGCACCCAGUCGACAACGCUGGCCUCUUCUCCUUUAUGACUCUGCAGUGGCUCUCCCCGCUGGCAGUGAAGGCCUACAAGGCGUCCGGCUUGUCUAUAGACGAUGUGUGGGGACUGUCCUGCCAUGAAGCCGCUGAAAUCAACUGUCAAAGGCUGGAGUCUCUGUGGCAUGACGAGCUGAAGCGACGAGGGCGUGAAGGGGCAUCCCUGACAAGAGUCUUCUGGAGGUUCUGCCAGACCCGCAUGCUGGUGGCCAUCUUUGCUAUCCUCCUCACAAUGGUGGCAGGCUUUGUGGGGCCCGCUCUCCUGGUCCGAGCUCUGCUGCAGUAUUCCCAGAGCUCAGAGAGCUGUUUACUCUACGGCCUGUUGCUGGCAGCCGGGAUCUUCCUGAUGGAGCUGAUGCGCUCCUGGUCUCUGGCCCUCAUGUGGGCCGUCAACUACCGCACCGCAGCUCGCCUCCGAGGGGCAGCGCUGACUUUUGCCUUCCACAAGAUCCUCCGCCUGCGCAGCACUAAAGACAUCAGUCCGGGAGAGUUGAUCAACAUCUGCUCCAGUGACGGCAAGCGGCUGUACGAUGCCGUGUCGGUGGGCUGCCUGCUGGCUGGGGGGCCGCUGGUGGGGAUUUUGGGUCUGUCCUACACUGCGUACUUCCUAGGACCCACUGCACUGGUGGGGUCAGCCAUUUUCAUCAUCUUCUACCCCACUAUGAUGCUUGCAUCGCGCCUGACUGCAUAUUUCCGCAAGAAGUGUGUGGUGGUGACUGACCGGCGGGUGAGGCUGAUGAACGAGAUCUUGGGCUGUAUAAAGUUCAUCAAGAUGUACUGCUGGGAGGACGCCUUUGCUCAGAACAUCCACAAGGUGCGAUCAGAAGAGAGGACGAUACUGGAGAGGGCUGGUGUUGUCCAGAGCCUCACAGUGGGCGUGGCUCCCAUCGUCGUGGUGAUAGCUAGCGUGUGCACGUUCACCCUACACAUGGCCUUGGGCUAUGACCUCACUGCUGCCGAGGCUUUCACUGUGGUUGCAGUUUUCAACUCCAUGACCUUUGCCCUCAAGGUCACACCUUUGGCUGUGAGGUCGCUGUCGGAGGGAGCUGUGGCAGUGAAAAGAUUUCAGAGGCUCUUCAUGAUGGAUGACAGGGAGGUCAUUCUGGUGAAAAUGGAGGAUCCUAGCAAUGCAGUUGAAUUCCGGGAUGCCACACUGGCUUGGGACAACACCCGUUCUCCGGCAGCAAAACCUAAUCCGCCACCCAAGAAACCGUUUAAGAAAGGGGGCAUGAAGCGGGUGUUGCGAAGGGAGAAGCUUAGCCUGUAUAUUAUCACAGAGGAGGGCAAAGAAAACAGCGAAGGUCCCAACAGGCAAAGUCUCCUCACAAAUAUGGAGCAAGAGAGUCCACAAAGCACCAUCUCCUCUACUCAAAGUAUACGACCGCCGCUGCACAAAACACUGCACCGCGUUGACCUGCGAAUCAAGAGAGGAACGCUGGUCGGAAUCUGCGGAAGCGUGGGGAGUGGAAAGAGCUCUCUUCUGUCUGCUCUGCUGGGUCAGAUGACUCUGCUGGAGGGUAAUGUAGCAGUCAGCGGUGGUUUUGCUUACGUGUCGCAGCAGGCCUGGAUCCUCAAUGACUCACUGAAAGAGAACAUCCUGUUUGGGAAAGAGUAUGACCAAGAGAAAUACGACGCUGUCCUGGAGGCCUGCUGUCUUGUCCCAGAUCUUUUAGAGCUACCGUAUGGAGACAUGACUGAGAUCGGGGAGAGAGGUGCCAACCUGAGCGGUGGGCAGCGUCAGAGAGUGAGCCUAGCACGUGCCCUCUACAGCGAGCGGCCCAUACUGCUGCUGGACGACCCUCUCAGCGCCGUUGAUGCUCACGUGGGGUCGUACCUCUUCCACCAUGCCAUCCGGGGCGCUGCCAAGGGAAGGACGGUGCUCUUUGUAACACACCAGCUGCAGUAUCUGUCAGAGUGUGACGAUGUAAUUCUGAUGAAGGACGGGCAGAUUGCCGAGCAUGGCACCCAUGCUCAGCUAAUGGGCAAAGAGCGUGACUAUGCCACCCUAUUCAACAGCAUGCAACAGGAGAAUCUGGUGAAAAAGAAUCUGAAAAACAAGCAGCAGAGGGCAGGGGAGGAAAAGGCGGAGACUGCCGUCGCUGUUGCCAAGGUCACAAGACCAAAGGUGGAGAACAAGAAUGGAGGACAACUGAUGAAAGCCGAGGAGAAGGGGUCCGGUGCAGUGGCGUGGUCCGUCUAUGCCGCCUACAUCAAAGCAGCCGGAGGUCCACUGGCAUUCAUCAUCAACAUUUUCUUCUUCCUCUCCACCACAGGCAGCAUAGCCUUCAGUAACUGGUGGCUGAGCUACUGGAUCAGGCAGGGCAGUGGGAACACAUCAUUAAUCUUGGUGAAUGAAACGGUGACAAGCAACAGUAUGAGGCUCAAUCCGCACAUUCAGUACUAUUCAACUGUUUACGUCUUAUCAAUGGGAGCUGCGUUAUUGCUGAAGACAGUGAGAGGCCUUGUGUUUGUAAAGUGCACGGUGAAGGCGGCCUCCGCGCUCCACGACAAGCUGUUCCGCAGGCUCCUCCUCAGCCCCAUGCACUUUUUUGAUACAACACCUCUGGGUCGUAUCCUGACCCGAUUCUCCAGAGACAUGGAUGAGGUGGACGUGCUUCUGACCAUGCAAACCGAAAUGCUGCUGCAGAACCUGACGCUGGUGCUGUUUUGCCUGGUCAUGGUGGGCAUCGUCUUCCCCUGGUUCCUGCUCUCCAUCCUGCCCCUGGGAGCCUUCCUCUGCAUUGUCAACCGCGUCUCCAGGAUUAUGAUUCGUGAAUUGAAGCGCCUGGAGAAUAUCAGCCAAUCACCAUUCACCUCUCACAUCACCAGCAGCCUGCAGGGACUCUCCACCAUCCAUGCCUACGGACGAGGGCCCAGCUUCCUCCUCAGAUAUCAGGAAUUGUUGGACACCAACCAGGCCUCCCACUACCUCUUCAGCUGCGCCAUGCGUUGGCUGGCUGUCCGACUAGACCUCAUCAGCAUCUCUCUCAUCACUGCUGUAGCACUUCUCAUUGUCUUCAUGCACAAGCAGAUACCUCCAGCCUAUGCAGGCCUUGCUAUAUCAUAUGCAGUGCAGCUGACAGGCUUGUUUCAGUUCACGGUGCGGCUGCUCUCAGAGACAGAGGCUCGGUUUACAUCGGUGGAGAGGAUCAAUCAUUACAUAAAGACUCUAGAGAGUGAAGCACCCAGGCAGAGUCCCGGGGUAGCCGCUCCUGCCCUCUCCUGGCCUCAGCAGGGAAGCAUCACCUUCCAGGAUGUGGAGAUGCGUUACCGCGAUGAUCUGCCGCUGGUGCUCAAAAAGUUAUCCUUCACCAUCCUGCCUGAGGAGACAGUGGGGAUUGUGGGCCGCACAGGGUCAGGAAAGUCCUCUCUGGGCGUUGCUCUGUUCAGACUCGUGGAGCUGACAGGAGGCUUGAUUACCAUUGAUGGGAUCAAUAUUGCCCAUAUUGGCCUGGAUGACCUGCGGAGCAAGCUAGCCAUCAUUCCCCAAGAGCCCGUGCUCUUUAUUGGCACCAUCAGGACCAAUUUGGACCCAUGGGAUCAAUACACGGAUGCUCAGAUAUGGGAAGCACUUGAGAAGACGCAUAUAAAAGAGCUGGUCAGCCAGCUGCCUCACUCCCUCCAGUCAGAGGUAACAGAGAACGGAGAGAACUUCUCAGUGGGAGAGCGGCAGCUUCUCUGUGUAGCCAGAGCCCUGCUGAGACACAGCAAGAUACUUCUACUGGAUGAGGCAACAGCUGCCAUUGACUCUGAGACAGACCGUCUGAUCCAGGAGACCAUUUCCGACGCGUUCAGUGGCUGUACCACCCUCAUCAUCGCCCACCGUCUCAACACCGUUAUGAACUGUGACAGAGUCAUGGUCCUGGACAAUGGACAGAUUUUGGAGUUUGACAGUCCUGCUGCCUUGCUGGCAGAUGAACACUCCAGAUUCAGAGCCAUGAUAGAAGCAUCGGAUGCCAAACGGGACGAAGCACACCAGAGCUGAACCCAUGACGUGUACUGUGACACCGUAAAAAAUACAGCAGAAUGCUCGAGUUGCACAAGUAACAUUAAACCCAAUCCUGCCACAGAAAUAAAGUGAAAUAUAGAGGCUCGUGCAGAAGCUGCUAUAUGUAACGUGUCUGUUUAUUGCAAAACCAAAGACUUGUUGACCGCGUUUCAGAAGGACAUGUCUAAGACGGACAUAUCUAACUAUGCAAAGAAAGACGUAAUAGCCUCUUGUUCUUUGCUGCUGUGUCACAAGAGUUAUUCUUUUUCUUCUUGGAGCCAAAAAAAUUAACUUCAAGUGAAAUGGAGCAAUGACUCUUACAAAAGCACUUUAUAGUUCAUGUAUGUAGAUACAUGGAGGUGUUUGUGGUGCUUCGCUUUUCCCCUAUCUCCAAGAGGUAGGCUAAUCAUUGAAACUCUUAAUGUUUUAUUAAUAUAUUAUUAAUGUAACGAGGCAUGCACCGUGUAGAAAUGUCCAGUCAGGUAGAGAACAUGCUCGUGCUUGACAGUGUUACCUAGAUUAUGACGUAAGUCUACACAGUGUAACAUUGUUGAUAUGAAUGAUUGCAUAAGCAUUAAUCAGUCAAUACACUGUACCUCCAAAAAAAAAAUCACUUUGUAACCAUUCCACUGAGGUACUGUGUGAAAAUGUAGAAUUUUACCGUUUUCUUAUCACAUUUACUGUUUAAUACAACUGAAUUGUAUCAGAUGCUGUAUGUGUCUCCAGCCCUCAACAUUUGCAAGUUAUGAAAUGGGCUUAGAGUGUUUGUCUGCUUUUUUAAAUGGUAUGCAAAUAUUGUAUUUUCCCUAUAAAUCCAAAUGCUGAAGUUUCAAAUCUGCACAUUUUAUUUUUGGUGUGUAACCAAGUAAGUUCUUAUGUACGUGAAAUGGGAGAUCAGGCAUGUUGAGGCUGUAAAACAAAAGGUACAUUUGAUUAUUUGUACAAAAACUAAACAUAAUAUGAAAAGCAGCACUCAUUUUGUAUUUUUGUUAUGUUAUUAUUAAUUUUCUUUUCUUUUUUUUUUUUUACAAAGCUAGAUUGUAAACAUCUGCCUUAUAAUCAUGUACGGUGAGGAGUGCAAUAUCUUUCUAUUGCAGUGAUAAAUUAUCAAAAUUGCCUUUGUUUAACACUUGACAUUGUCAUUUUGCAGUAUGUUUUGUGAAUGUUUGAUUUUUGUUAUAAAAAAUCUUUCAAUAAAGAUAUUUUUAUACAAGCU